AUGUCAUCGUCUAAUAAAUCUCCUUCUAAAAAGAAGAAGCAACAGUUAAAAAACUCUGUAAUCGCUGCUCCUGGUGGCAAUUAUGGGUAUGGGUAUUCUGGCAUGGUCGCGUCCUCCAAUAGUGCUAUAUCAAAGUAUGCGAAUUAUACAAAUGCAAAAACUGUCGUGGCCCUUGUGGACAAUCAAAAGGAGAUAGUAGAAACUUUGACAAUUCAGCAAAAUAAAUCAAUACAAAAAUUAAAUAAUGAUAAUGCAAAGCUUAUUAAAUCUAUAAUCAUCAAGAAUUUAAGCGAUAAUCAAACAAAGGUGGUGACAGGGUUGAGUGGAAAUCAUGCUGAUGUUGUAAAAACUAUGAACAAUAAUGAGGUAAAAAAAUCAAAAGAUACGCAUGAUGCGUAUGGAAAG
Molecule: messenger RNA, 405 nt
Organism: Dentiscutata heterogama
Lineage: Eukaryota; Fungi; Glomeromycota; Glomeromycetes; Diversisporales; Gigasporaceae
Source: the annotation of a GenBank genome assembly